Molecule: messenger RNA, 1215 nt
Organism: Xylaria bambusicola
Lineage: Eukaryota; Fungi; Ascomycota; Sordariomycetes; Xylariales; Xylariaceae
Product: cytochrome P450
Exons: 4
Coding region: 1-1215 (404 amino acids)
Molecular function (GO): oxidoreductase activity, acting on paired donors, with incorporation or reduction of molecular oxygen; iron ion binding; heme binding
Source: RefSeq, a predicted model, not a curated record
AUGAACCCUCUCUCUAUUGUCGGAGACCGGGCAAUUGCCAACUUUUCCUUUGCUGGCACAACAAAUCUGCAUAACCGGCUUCAGCUUCGAGCAAUCCCGAAUACCCGCCUCAUCAGAGCAUUUCAUCUGGAGAACUCAUUCACAACCAGUGAUGUGUAUGUACACCGCAACUUCCUCAAAAAGGCGAGCCAGGCGAUACGUCUUAUUCAAACGGAAGACUGGGUCAAGCUUGGCACAAUAACACAAACGAGCUUGGACUUAUGUCUGAAGCAUUUCAAGGACGGGCUGCCAUACGUGCCUCUAGCAUCGUUGAUACGAGUCGUCAGCUUCAGCGUCAUGCUGCAUGUCUUGUUCGGCGUUGACCCUUUGGAGAUCAACCUCGACGAAGCAAGAAAGGCAACAGAUGCCAUCAAUCGCCUUUGGGUCCAGUCCAAGGAUAAGGACUUCAUUCCAUCACUAUACGACCGAACGGUGCUCAAUAAUGCGCUCGAAAUACUCUUGCCGGCGGAGUACCCCUGUGAAGCCAGCACUAACCCCUUGAAUCUGAUUAUGCCGGCCUACGAAACGCUGUGGCGUGUCGUACUCCUAACAUUCGUGUCGAUAGCAUACCAGACCGACGAUCCAAAAACCACUGAAGAGCUUCAGGAAGCAGUUAGAAAUGUGCCGCAGUGCUUUUGCCAGGGAGGCGAGCUUGAGAUGAAAGCAUUGGCCAUAGCAAAGGAAGGUCUGCGACUAUACCCUCCGACAAAGCGCAUUUAUCGAGCACGCUUAUGCGUGUCACCUCGCGGCGAAAAGGACCCUGUGACCGCCGAUGUAGAGCGCUGGCACCGGGAUUCUAGAGUCUGGGGUGCUACCGCCGGCGUGUUUGAUCCACAGCGCUUCCACCCUCGAGGCCAUGAAAGAGACCGUGAAGAUAAUGUGGUUGCGCCAACUGCCAAUCUCCAGCCGACUCGUCAAACUCUAGAUUACCAGAGGAUUGGCUAUUUCCCGUUUGGUGUUGGCCGACACAUGUGUCCGGCGGCGGCAGGGUUUGGCGAGAGAAUCAUCACACUUCUCGUUGUUGAGCUCACCCGACGCCUUGGGGACCGACAGACCGGAUUGAAGAUUUAUUUCAACAACACGACGCUCCAGAAAGCUACUCGUACCCUUUUACCUUCCGGUCGAAGCGAUAUGGAGAAUUGGGUGUUGGAGUUGCCUGAUACAAGGGCAUCCUGA